Poecilia reticulata (guppy) is the source of this 1035-nucleotide messenger RNA. The record is from RefSeq and is a predicted model, not a curated record. Lineage: Eukaryota; Metazoa; Chordata; Actinopteri; Cyprinodontiformes; Poeciliidae.
CUUGUUCUGCACUUGUUUCAUCAGAGCUUCAUCAGAACCAAAGCUCAUUGAUGGGGAAUCGGCCUCCAGCACCUCGACCGGCGCCUCCCCCUCAGCUACCUCCCCCGCAGCCGGCUCCCGCUCCUCCACCUCCACUUUUAACAGAUCCAUGGAGAGAAACAACAUGGGGAAGUGAAAAAAACCAGGAACUUCUGCAGUACGUGAAGAAUUUUCAACCUCAAAAUGAAAAAGUCGAAGCCAUCAGAGUUUUACUCUGUGGACCAGUUGGUGCAGGAAAGUCCAGCUUCAUCAACUCCGUCAACAACGUCCUGCAAGGGAGAAUGACCAAUGAGGCUCUGGCCAGUUCCACAACCUCUGAUCAAAGUUUUACAAAAAUUUAUAAAACCUAUAAAAUCAAGAAAGAAGGCAAGGGGAACUUUUAUUCCUUUGUGUUCAAUGACGUCAUGGGUCUGGAGGAAGGAACUGGAGUCAGAACAGAUGACAUCAAAAUAGCUUUGAAGGGACACGUGAAGGAUGGAUAUAAGUUCAAUCCUGUAUCUUCUCUUUCUGAAGAUGAUCUUGGCUACAACUCUUCCCCGUCCAUCAGUGACAGAGUUCAUGUUCUGGUCUGCAUUUAUGACGCUAAUGCGCCAGAAAUGAAGUCGUCUGUUUUACAGAAAAUGAAGGAAAUCAGAGAAGCAGCCAGUGAGCUGGGAAUCCCUCAGCUGGCGAUUCUCACCCACGUUGAUGAAGCCUGUGGUGAAACAGAGAAAAAUCUGAGAAACGUCUACAAGAGCAAACAUUUAAAGAAAAAGAUGGGUGACUUCAGCUCCAGCCUGGGGAUCCCAAUGAACUGCAUCCUCCUAAUGAAGAACUACAGCAAAGAAAUUCAGCUGAAUUCAGACGUCGACACUCUGAUCCUGAGUGCUCUGAGGCUGAUGGUUGAUUUUGGAGACGACUACGCCGACAAACUGUGAAGCCACAAAACUGUUUGUGGGGAUAUGCAUGAAAAUCACAGCAGUAAUACAGUUUAUAUCAGUUAAAAUUAUGAGCUGA